AUGGCGAAUUCCGCUAUUGCUGCAGCUGCCGCCGCCGCCGCUGCCGCCGCAGCAGCUGCCAAUAGAGACCCGGCUGUCGACCGCUCAUUACGUUCGGUGUUUGUGGGUAAUAUUCCUUACGAAGCAAGCGAAGAACAGUUAAAAGACAUCUUCUCAGAAGUCGGACUUGUUGUUAGCUUCAGGUUAGUGUAUGACAGAGAAACAGGCAAACCCAAAGGAUAUGGCUUCUGUGAAUAUCAAGACCAGGAGACUGCGCUCAGCGCCAUGCGGAACCUCAACGGCAGAGAGUUCAACGGUCGCGCUCUGCGUGUCGACAAUGCGGCGAGUGAGAAAAACAAGGAAGAGCUUAAAAGUUUGGGAACGGGAGCGCCUAUUAUUGAGUCUCCCUUUGGGGAAAACGUGACACCAGAGGAGGCUCCCGAGUCCAUCAGCCGGGCUGUUGCCAGUCUACCACCUGAACAGAUGUUUGAACUUAUGAAACAGAUGAAGCUAUGUGUUCAGAACAGUCCACAGGAGGCAAGGAACAUGCUACUGCAGAACCCUCAGUUGGCUUACGCCCUGCUGCAGGCCCAGGUGGUCAUGCGCAUUGUUGAUCCGGAAAUCGCGCUGAAAAUGCUCCACCGCCAAACCACAACGCAGCCGCUAAUUCCGAGCGGCCAAGGGGGAGGAGGCCCACCAGUCAAUCCGCCGCCUGCCAUGCCCAACAUGGCGCCCCCUCAGCAGCAGCCUGUGGCUGGGAUGCAUGUCAACGGAGCGCCUCCGAUGAUGCAGCCUCCAAACAUGGGUGUUGUGCCUGGACCUGGACCAGGACCAGGACCAGGACCGGCCCCAGGACCCGGCGGCCCACCAGGAAACCUUCAGCAUUCCCCCACAGGAUCGUCUGCACAAGCUAUCGACCGGACGCAAGGACCAGGCGGCAUCCCACCCAGAGGUCUGCUGGGUGAUGGACCCAACGAUCCACGAGGAGGACUGAUGCCGGUCCCAGGAGAAACCAUUGACCCCAACCGAGGCUACAUGGUCGCGCCUCCGCCGCACGCCGCCCCGCCGGUCCACAUGGGCCCGAUGGGAGGCGGACCGCCGCCAGAUAUGCGAGGACCGCCCAUGGACAUGAGAGGCCCGCCGAUGGGUGAACCACGCAACAUGAUGGGUGACCCCAGAGGGCCCCCUAUGAUGGAGCAGCGUGGACCCCCGAUGGAAACCAGAGGUCGCGACCCCAGAGGAAUGGACACACGUGGCCCUGUGCCAGGCCAGCGGGUCCCUAUGGUGGGAGGAAUGCAGGGCCCCAUGCCCCACAACAUGGGCCCCAAUCCCCCUCUCGGCCCCCCGCGACCGGGUCCCGGCAUGCCUGGAAUUCCUCCUUCGGGCGGAGGCUUCAGCCCAGGCCAGAACCAAGUUUCCUCACAAGACCAGGAAAAGGCGGCCCUGAUCAUGCAGGUUCUUCAGCUAACCCCGGAACAGAUUUCCAUGUUGCCCCCCGAACAGCGGCAGAGCAUCCUCAUCCUCAAAGAGCAGAUUCAGAAAACCGCUGGCGCACCUUGA
This is a messenger RNA of Nerophis lumbriciformis (worm pipefish), 1539 nucleotides long. NCBI's taxonomy places the organism in Eukaryota, Metazoa, Chordata, Actinopteri, Syngnathiformes, Syngnathidae. The record is from RefSeq and is a predicted model, not a curated record.